UCAUCUCAGUUACCGGUACCGUAUACGUAUUUAAGUAGACGUGCUAAUUGGAGAAAUGCAACAGAUAAUCCAGUACUCUUGUAUGUCCCUUCCUUCCUCUGUUCCUCCCUCCACCCCCCCAAUAACCCGAAUACAUCAUCGGGGUAUGGUAAUCUAACACUUAAGCCGUGCACGUAGCAUCUGCGACCUCCAAGAGAAAUUCCGCACAGCAAUAUUCGGUUUCGACAAAUGGUUCCCAUAUCCUGUCCCCCCUCUAUCCUCCUCCUCCUCCUCCUCCAACUCUAAGACUAACAGCAAUUAGCGUUCUAACCGCCCAAAAACUGCUGAAAGCUAGUUCGUUCUCACAAUCUUGAUGUGCCCGAGUAGUACAUAUCCAUCUCUGCUAACUAACGUGCUAGGCCAAAUUCUGCAGAUACCAACAUACGCCACAACCCAACUAUCCGCGAAACUCGGCCCCCUGGUCCCGGAACUCUACCCGCUCCCGGCGGAUGUCAAAGUCGUGGAUAAAUCACUCUUCAGUAUGAUGGUACCUGAGCUCCGCGCGCGCCUCUACGAGGACCGCGAGAAGAAGUCUGUCGCGUUGGUCGGGAUAGAGAGUCAUAUAUGCGUGCUGCAGACCUGCCUCGACCUGCUGGCCGCGGGGCAUAGGGUUUAUGUUAUUGCAGAUGGGGUGUCGAGCUGUAACCGACAGGAGGUGCCUGUUGCCCUGGAGAGGAUGCGGCGCGAGGGAGCCGUGGUUACGACGAGUGAGAGUUGGAUGUAUGAGGUUAUGGGGGAUGCCGAAACCUCGGGGUGAGUAGUUUAUAUGGAUAUUCGUAAAGGAGAGGAAUGUUGGCUGAUACGGUCUGUAGGUUCCGGCAGAUAGCGGGGUUAGUGAAGGAGUCAAAGGAGUCGACAAUGUUGACGCUUCAGUCGCUUUUGUAGUGGUGGUAAAUGUUUGUGAUGCGGGUUGGGAGCGUGCUCUUAUUACCGGUCUACCAUUCUUUGCCUUAGUACUGUGCAAAUAAACCUCCUGGGUAUCUCCUUGGCCAGUACGGGCCUGGGAAAUGGAAGGUGGCUGCCUAAUGUAUCAUUUGGUUUCUGGUUUAUUCUUCUGCUCUGGGCCCCUCUUGGGCUCUCCUCACACGAAAACUACAGACAAAUCCACCCCUUCUCCUACCACCAAGAUUCUUCCUCUUCUGAUAAGAAUAUCAUCGGGAUAUAUCAAUAGAAAUGAUAGGAAAAAAGAAAAAAGGUGGCGGCCAGAUAUAGCCCCUCCACCCAGGCGCGAAACCCUGCAGAGUACAGUACAACUAAAUACGACAAGUGAUUUUCCGUGAAGGCCUUCUAAUAGUGAAUUCAAGUACACAUUGAAGAAAACCCAAAAGCCAUCUGAAAGCAAGAAAGGGAAGCAAGCAAAGGUACUACAAGUGCUUAAUUUUGAGAAGAAGAAAAAAAAAGCGCUCUACCCGAGAAACCUUCCGGUUUUUUAGAAAAGGGAAUAAAAAUAAUAAUUACCUCGGUCCAGUCCGAUAAUUUAGGCUUGAUGCCAUUCUAUUGUUGUCUAUUCAGUUGUGGUCUGAGCAGAUGUUUUUGGAGUCAUCCAAUGGAAAGCCGAAGCACCUCCAACCACGUUUGUUGAUUUCGCCUUAGGAGGAUGAAUCGCCCCUCCUUUGGGGAAAGAGUUUCCAACUUCCGCCGAGCUAACCCUACGCUGGGGACGGCUGAUCGUCUUAUCCCAGUUUCCACCCGCUCCAGCGCUCAAUGAUGAAUCAGUUUUGGGAAAGCCCCCUACUGGGGGACGGGGCAUGGGGCCAAUAGCUGAAGAAGCAUUAUCAAGCUCUGCCGAACCGGUUCCGCCACAGCCAUCUUCUGUUUGAUGAUUGGCUCUAGCCUCGGACAGGGAGGACGAUUUUGAUGUGCGUAAAACCUUCAUCCCGCGGGAGGAUGCCCGAGAUGUUUUGGCUGUUCCCGUACCGCUAUCAUCUCUUCCUUGAAUGGUUACUUUUCUCCAAGAAUCCCAAAUUAGCCCCCCCUCCUUCGUGUUCCCAGCUAUUGCUUCUCCAGACUUGACAGUGCUAGAAUUCCACGAGCUUCCCCCUUCCCCAUCACUCCUAGUCCUGCGCUCAGCGUAAUACGAGCCUUUCCCAUCCUCUUCCUCACCCGAAGAUGUCCCACCAUCAUCAGCCAGAUUAAGCCUGACCCCAUACUCCCCCUUCCGAUCUUCUUUCCUCUUCUUCUCCAUCCCACUUCCAACUGAGUAUAUGCUGUUCCUCCGAACACCGGUAUACUUCCCCAGCGUGUCGUCGGGUUCAAGGGAGGAUUCGGGGGAGGUCAUUGUUGUUCUGCUGAUAACGGAAGCCUUCCGCCCUCGUACAGGCUUUGGUGAUGACACAGGAACAUGGGAUCUUUUUAGAUCGUCUAUGUCAAUCCCUGGUGCACCGUGUUCAUCGAACCCGGCAGGUUUCAUAAAAGUUGUACCCUGUUCUUGGCAGCCCUCCGUUCGUAACAAAGGGCCCGGAAGGUCCCCCGAGAGUUGAUCACCAACAUGUGUUGUACAGACGUCCGAGUAGCAUGCAUGAGCCUCCGGCCGAUGGAAAGGAACAAACAUUUUCCGCCCAUCAUCUACCUGCAACAACAGUUGACUCUGAGAAAACAGCACAUCACCCAUGUGGUCUGACAUGAAGUCACUUCCCAGGAAAAUUCCCACUUCGCCUCCUUCUCCACAACCCCCCUUUCGAUUGGGCAUUACGCUGAACCGAAUGUUGAGUGGCGGGAGGCUGUGAUGCCCGCCUCCCCUUGCCGGUUGCUGAAUUGUAGCAUCAGGGAGAUGCAAAGUCAAGUUAAUCUUGUAUUCGCCAUUCGUGUCUUUAUUGAUCCGAUCUUGUAACCCAAACCGAGCAAUCAAUGAUAUAUCAAUCAAAGACUUGACAGAACCAGUGCAAACAACAGCGUAUAAGCACGAAGUGGAAGGGGAAGUAAAGUCAGGCCAACAACGAAUAAUAGCUGGCGCUGGCCCAGAGGGUGGGGCAGGAGAUCGGUGAGUCUCGCAAUCAAGGAGUUCGAGGUUCUGGAGUGGAGGAUUGAAAGGCACACCACCGUUGAUCUCACCCUCGAAGAAAGAGCUGUUGUCGCCAUACGAACGCAUUGAGCUUUGCCUUCCAUCCGAUUUAUGGUCAGAUUUAUGGGAGGAAGAUCUCUCGGUCAUGGGGAAACCCCCUAGGCUACUGCUACUAUUCCGGUGGCCGAAAUAGUCAUUCGAACCUUGAGAAUCAUGAAUCCAGUGGUUUUGGAUGGCACUGUCAUCAAAACGUACACUAUUUGCCCUAGAUGCACCCCUCCUUGGCACGUCAACCUCAUCUAGCUGCAGUCCGGCCAAUAAGUUGUGCUGAUGUUCUUCAAAACCGCUGAAAUCUUCUGGUGGCUCGGGGUUGUUUGUUUCUGCGCAUCAAGGAACCAAACGUCAGCUUGACAAAGCUUAAACCUUUGAUGGUUAGGAAUAGAGGGGUCAGAUGAGAAACCCUGAAAUGUAAGCCUACGUUGUGCAAACGAGUUGGAGCUAAGCAUUGGCGGAAAAGGAGAUGGCGUGCCCCAGAGUGAGCGUAUCCUCGAUUCAUCCUGGCGCUGUUCUAGCCUGUUGAGUCUCUCGGAAUGCUGGGUGAGACGCUCGGCGUGCUCGAACUGGGAGGUCUUUAACAACCUUAUCUCCUCCUGAAGUUCUUGCAACCCCCACAUGUGCUGAGGGUGACUGAACGUAUCCAUCCUCUAGGGGAACAUGUACGACCCGUUCCAGAGGGCAAUCACACCCCCGAAUGGCCUCCUUGCUAGCAAUGUUCUUCCGCAGUCGACGAUGUAAACUCGUGGUCUAUUGUAUAGGGUGUGGCCGUUGGACGGAAAGGAAGAGGCGAGAUUGUACGAUAACUCCCGUAAGAUUCUUAGCGAAUUCCGGUGUACCGUAGUAGGUAAUUAUUUGAAUAACGGAAUGUUUCCACGGCGGAGAGUGAUGCGUUUGGUUUGGGAUGCCUGAAUGCGACCUUGUGAAUAGUGAAACGACCGGGGGGGCGUGUCAAAAUAGAGUACCACGGUGCUGACCAAAGCCAAAGAUAUAUGGGCCGUAAGGGUACUGCACUGGGGCGUUUGCAGGGGGUACGAGAAGAUACAGCACUAGUAACAGAUAACUAUGAAGCAAAGGUGGGGAGGCGUCGAUAAGGCGGAGGAUUGUAGAUGGUGACGGCGGAGAUUCGGGCGCUCCCUGGGGAAACUGCUCUUUUCUUUUUUUGAUUCUUGGGUUUUUUGGUACGGGAGACGGGGAAAGGAUCUGACUUGCAAUUUCUACCCCAGGACAAGAAACGUAGGAGGUACAGCCGGUCGGGAGGAGGAAGGUUGAGAACUCGUCUGAAGGGAGGGUUGGAUGAAGGGCGCGAGUUGCAGCUCUUGCCUCUGGAACUCUUCAGAUAAUCAUUCACGUGUGGCGAGAAAGAUGACUAGCUAACCUAAGCGAAUAGAGACGGUGCAACCACGACUUCGAGCUUCUGCCUUAUCACGGUAGGUUACA
Tuber aestivum (summer truffle) is the source of this 4534-nucleotide messenger RNA. The record is from the annotation of a GenBank genome assembly. Lineage: Eukaryota; Fungi; Ascomycota; Pezizomycetes; Pezizales; Tuberaceae.